Paramecium tetraurelia is the source of this 1431-nucleotide messenger RNA. RefSeq lists its product as uncharacterized. The transcript is spliced from 3 exons. The record is from RefSeq and is a predicted model, not a curated record. NCBI's taxonomy places the organism in Eukaryota, Ciliophora, Oligohymenophorea, Peniculida, Parameciidae.
AUGUAACGAUAGCCAACAAAAAAGAGUUUUUCAUCUAAUAAACGUAGUGAAUCUGGGAACGAAAGAAAAAGAAGUGUUCACAAUGACUCAACUUAUAAUCAUAAGAGUGAUGAAGAAUUACGUGAUGUAGUCAGUAAAUUACAAUUCAAAAUUUUGAAAAAAAAUGAUCAUUUGGCUAAGAUGAAAGAAGAAAUCAUUGAAUUAUAAGUACAAUGGUAAGAGGAAAAAAGAAAUUGGCAAAAUGAAAAAUGUGCACUUGAAAGACAAGCAGACUUUUAUAAAGAGAAUGUACAUGCUGAGAGACUCAAUAAUCAAAAAUUAUAGAUUCAGAUUGAUAAACUAACACACAUGUUGACUGAUUAAUCCAAAGUCAAAUAGCAUUUUGACACAAACACUACUUUAGAAAAAGUGAGUGGGUAAUUAAACUCAGAAAUUGAUGUGUUACAGAAGGAAAUAGGAACACUAAGAACUUAAAUUACAUUAUUAGACAAUAAACUAUUGACUAAAGAAGGAACUAUUUCAGAAUAGUAAAUUAGAAUCUAAAAGUUAAAAAAGAAGAUUGAUCAAUAAUUAUAAGUACAAUUAGAAGAGAAAAUGGUUGAUGUUGAUAAAUAAAAGAAAAGGAGCGGAGAAAUUAAAGAAAGAGUUUCAGAAUUGGAAUUGAAAUUAAAGAAUUUAAGUUUAGAAAGUGAGAGAAUUAAAAAAGACAAUAAGUUUCUACAAUAAGAAAAUGAUUAAUUAAGAAUUCAAUAUGAAAAAUCAAGUAGAUUAAUUCCAUAAUUAGAAGAUUAAAACAAACGUUUAGAAUUAGAAAUUAAUGAUUAUGAAUAACAAUUUGAAAAAAUGAGUAAAUAGAUAAGAGAUAUUAAUAAUUAAUAUGCAAAUGAAAAAUAAUCUGGCCAAUCUCAUAAUGAAGAACUUAAAAAAAAGAAUGCUUAGAUUGAUAAUUUAGAAUAGCAAAUUAAUGAAUAAAUUAGACUUUUGCAUGCUGAAUAAAGAUAAAGUACUUUCUUAAAAGAAGAAAUGGAAAAGUAUAAAGAGUAAUUAGAAAGAUUAUAAAGAUAAUCUUAAUAAUUAACUGAUGCUUAACAUAAAGAUAUGGAUGUUUUGGAAGCUAAAAUUGAAAAAAUUAGCAAAGAAAUGAUCAAAUUAAGAGAAGAAAAUAGCAUUUUAAAAUCACAAUUGUCAAAUCAAAAAAAGGAACACGCUUAAUAUAUUGAUACUAUUGAUCAAUUAUAAAAAUAAGUUAGGGAUUUAAAAGGAAAAAAUAAAAUAUUAGUUUAACAACAUGAUGAUUUGGAUGCAAGGAUCAAUUAAUUAGCUUUAAUGAAACAAUAAAAAACAGCCAAAGUCAGAAUACAGGAUUCUGAUUUUAGAAAGAAAAUGUCUAAGCUUGAACGUUCAGAUAGUAGCAGUUCCUUUUCUGAUUGA